CUCAGGCGAAGAAUCGGAAUUGCUGCCACCGCUGCUUUCUUCUCUCAUUUUGACUGCGCACUUCCAAAUUUCUUCUUCUUCCAUCCGCCGAUUUCCAAUUCACCGUCUCGUUUUCUCCGGCCUUGAUUUCGUCUCGGGAAUCGGUUGGAAGGGCCCGAAACAAUCGGUUUCGGGGAAUCGUCGGAGUCAGUCAGACGGAGUCAAAUAGAAGACUUGGAAGGGCGUUCCUUUGAGAUGUAAGCGGCGAGAGAGGAAAUUAGGUGUUGGUGUGGAUGGUAGCGGCGGCGGGAUGGUGGCGGCGAUUUUGCUGUGGAGGUGAGAGCUUCACAUGGAAUGGCAGAUCUUGUUAGCUACGGUAAUGCUGAUCGCGACAUCGAGCAGGCAUUGAUUGCUCUAAAGAAGGGAGCUCAACUGCUAAAAUAUGGUCGCAAGGGAAAACCAAAAUUUUGUCCAUUUAGACUUUCUAUCGAUGAAACAUCCUUGAUUUGGGUUUCAGGUGGUAAAGAAAAGAGUUUGAAGUUAUCUUUAGUUUCGAGGAUUAUUCCUGGACAAAGAACUGCUGUUUUUAAACGAUACCUGCGGCCUGAAAAGGAGUACCUAUCCUUCUCUCUAAUAUAUAGCAACGGAAAAAGAUCCCUUGACCUGAUCUGCAAGGACAAAGUCGAGGCUGAAUAUUGGAUUACUGGCCUUAAGGCAUUGAUAUCGCUCAGGCAAGUAGAGCGUUCAAAACUUGAUGGGUUGGGUGAUGGUGGUCUCUACAUUGAUGACAAAGGAGAGUUGCCAUCAACGAGUCAAAGUAGCAGUCCAGUGAGUUUCACGCAAGAAGUCAGCUCACGCGAGGUUUCGAUCAGUUCAAACACUUUUACUUCUAUCAGUUCAAACACCACAGCUUCCCCAAUCAGUUCCCAUGUAGCUUUGAAUCAAAAGAAUAUGCAAGCAAAAGGAUCUGGUACAGAUGCUUUUCGGGUCAGUGUUUCUAGCGCACCCAGUACUUCCAGCCAUGGUUCUGCACCGGAUGACUGUGAUGCAUUAGGGGAUGUAUAUAUGUGGGGCGAAGUUAUCUCUGAUAACGUUAUUAAGAUUGGGCCGAAUAAAAAUGUCAGUUCCAUCAACACGAGAACGGAUGUUCUCCUUCCCAAACCGUUGGAAUGCAAUGUCGUAAUGGAUGCACAUCAUAUAGGAUGUGGGGUUAGGCAUGCUGCUCUAGUCACUAGGCAGGGUGAAGUUUUUACUUGGGGUGAAGAAUCCGGUGGACGGCUGGGUCAUGGAGUUGGGAAGGACGCCUCCCUGCCUUGCUUGGUCGAGUCUUUAGCUUUCUGCAGCGUGGAUUUUGUGGCUUGUGGAGAGUUUCACACUUGUGCAGUGACAAUGGACGGUGAGAUUUACACUUGGGGUGACGGUAAACAUCACGCUGGGCUCUUGGGUCACGGCACUGACAUCAGUCAUUGGAUACCUAAGCGAAUUUCGGGUCCCCUUGAGGGUCUUCAUGUUGCAACUGUUUCUUGCGGCCCGUGGCAUACAGCUUUGAUUACGUCGACUGGACAGCUGUUCACUUUCGGAGACGGGACUUUUGGUGUUUUGGGGCAUGGAAGUAGGGAGAAUGUAUUGUAUCCGAGGGAGGUUGAAUCGUUGUCAGGAUUGAGGACUAUUACUGUUGCUUGUGGAGUGUGGCAUACGGCUGCCGUGGUCGAGGUGAUUGUAACCCAAUCUAGCUCGAGCGUUUCAUCUGGAAAAUUGUUCACUUGGGGCGAUGGAGAUAAAAAUCGCUUAGGACAUGGGGACAAGGAGCCGCGGUUGAAGCCUACCUGUGUGCCUGCACUUAUUGAUUACGAUUUUCAAAAGAUUGCUUGCGGCCAUUGUUUGACACUCGGCUUGACUACAUCCGGACGUGUUUUCACCAUGGGAAGUACAGUCUACGGUCAGCUCGGUAAUCCUCGGUCUGAUGGAAAAAUACCUUGCUUGGUGGAAGACAAGCUUGCUAAUGAAUCCGUCGAAGAAGUUGCUUGCGGUGCUUAUCAUGUUGCAGUGUUGACAUCGAAAAACGAGGUUUAUACAUGGGGUAAAGGCGCAAAUGGAAGGUUGGGCCAUGGAGAUACAGAAGACAGGAAAACGCCUUCUCUGGUUGAAGCUUUGAAGGAUAGACAUGUUAAAUUUAUCGCCUGUGGUUCGACUUACUCGUCUGCUAUAUGUCUCCAUCGAUGGGUUUCUGGUGCCGAGCAGUCUCAGUGCUCGGGUUGUCGACAAUCUUUCGGCUUUACUAGAAAGAGGCACAAUUGCUACAAUUGUGGAUUAGUACACUGCCAUGCUUGCAGUUCCAAAAAGGCUGUAAUGGCGGCGUUGGCUCCGAAUCCCAGCAAACCUCAUCGGGUGUGUGAUUCGUGUUUCGUGAAGCUUAGUAAGGUGGCGGAAGCAGGAGCCAACAACAAGAGAAAUUCCGGGCCACGAUUAUCCGGUGAAAACAAAGAUAGGCUGGACAAGAAUGAUCUAAGGUUGGCCAAGUCGGUCAUGCCGUCUAAUUAUGACCCGAUCAAAACAGCCAAGCAAGGAAAGAAAGCUGAUAUGUUUUCGCUGGGUCGGUCGUCUCAAUUAUCUUUAUCGCAGCUGAGAGAAACCGUUAUGGCUACAGCUUUUGAUGGACGUCGCAAUGUCCCAAAGCCAAUUGUGACAGCCUCAAGCGUCGGUUCGAGACCUGUGUCGCCUUUCUCGAGGAAACAUAGUCCUCCACGAUCUGCAACGCCGGUCCCGACAGCUUCAGGUCUUUCGUUCUCCGCGACGAUUGCUGAUAGCCUGAAGAAGACGAACGAACUCCUUAAUCGAGAAGUGAGCAAGCUACGGCUGCAGGUUGAAAGCCUUAAAAAGCAAUCCGAACAGCGAGAAUUGGAACUCCAGGAAGCAGCAAAGAAGACUCAGGAAGCUGUUGCCCUCGCCGCAGAGGAAUCAUCAAAGUGUAAAGCUGCAAAAGAAGUGAUUAAAUCACUUACGGCGCAGGUCAAAGAUAUAGCCGAGAGAUUGCCACCGGGUGCUUACGACCAGGAAAGUCUGAAAUCGCUCUACCUGCCGAACGGAAUUCACCAUCUUUGCUCGAUUGAGGAAUCCGACAGAAAGUCUCAACCUGCAGCGCCGAUGGAUUCAAUCGACGACACAAAUCAAAGCAGUCGAAGUAGUUCGGGUGCCCUAGAGCCCGGGCUAUCGAACUCCGCUGAACCAAACGACCGCCCGAAUCCCCGGGUUUCUAACGCCGGCGGAAAUUGGACCCGUAACCACUCCGCUACCCCGGCUAAUGCCGCCCAUCCCGACGCCGAAUGGGUCGAGCAAUACGUCCCGGGUGUGUACAUAACAUUAGUAACUCUCGGAGACGGGACGAGAGAUCUUAGACGCGUGCGAUUCAGCCGGAGAUUCUUCGGGGAACACCAGGCGGAGACGUGGUGGUCGGAAAAUCGGGAAAAGCUUUAUCUGAGAUACAAUAUCCGGCGAUCGGAGAAGUCAUCGGUGAGCUCCCGGAGAUCCGCCGGAGCUAUGUCGCCUUCUUCUCAGGUUUAGCGGUAGCUAUCAGUACAAAAACCCCAUCCAAUUUUUGCCAUUCUGCACAUUAAUAUUUAACCUCUUUAUAAAAUUAUAAUUAAUAUAUAUAUAUAUAUAUAUAUUAAUAAGUUACAUAAUUCUUUUAUUUAUGUAGAAAUGGUCACAUUCUGUAUAUAAAACCUCAAUUUUUAUGCAGUAGAGAUCAA
Andrographis paniculata is the source of this 3728-nucleotide messenger RNA. RefSeq names its product PH, RCC1 and FYVE domains-containing protein 1-like. The transcript has 10 exons. Bases 334 to 3540 code for a protein of 1068 amino acids. Lineage: Eukaryota; Viridiplantae; Streptophyta; Magnoliopsida; Lamiales; Acanthaceae. Gene Ontology annotation, molecular function: metal ion binding. The record is from RefSeq and is a predicted model, not a curated record.